AUGGCGGCCCACUGCCCAGUCAUAGCGACUCAUUUCCGGACCACUUUAAAAUGGCGGCGGCGGGGCGGGGCGGUGCAGGCGGACGUGUUCCUCAUGAUCCGGCGCCACAAAACCACCAUCUUCACCGACGCCAAGGAGUCGAGCACCGUGUUCGAGCUGAAACGCAUCGUCGAGGGUAUCCUCAAGCGGCCGCCCGACGAGCAGCGGCUGUACAAGGAUGACCAGCUCCUGGAGGACGCCAAGACGCUGGGCGAGUGUGGCUUCACCAGUCAGACGGCACGGCCCCAGGCCCCGGCCACGGUGGGGCUGGCCUUCCGGGCAGAUGACACGUUCGAGGCCCUUCGCAUCGAGCCCUUCUCCAGCCCACCUGAGCUGCCGGACGUCAUGAAGCCGCAGGACUCAGGAAGCAGCGCCAACGAACAGGCCGUGCAGUGAGGGCCGGCCAUCCCCUAGCCCCACCUCUCCAAUAAAAGAGAUUUGGGUGUCAGCCUGGGUCCUGCCUCUUUUUUGCACCUCUCCUGGAUGGCGCCCUCUCCCCU
This is a messenger RNA of Trichechus manatus latirostris (Florida manatee), 539 nucleotides long. It is a transcript of the gene ELOB, whose product is annotated as elongin B. Gene Ontology annotation, molecular function: protein binding. Lineage: Eukaryota; Metazoa; Chordata; Mammalia; Sirenia; Trichechidae. The record is from RefSeq and is a predicted model, not a curated record. The transcript is spliced from 4 exons. Bases 1 to 435 code for a protein of 144 amino acids. Gene Ontology annotation, biological process: transcription elongation by RNA polymerase II. Gene Ontology annotation, cellular component: VCB complex; elongin complex.